AUGUCAGAACCAAGUUCACCAACUGAACAAGUUGUUCCAGUUGUAAAGGAAAAAUUCCAUUUAGAUAUUUUAAAUUUAUCACAAACAUCACAAAUUCAAUUUGGGAUAAGAUUACAAGAUUAUCAAAAAUAUAGACAGUAUUGCAGUAAAAGAUUAGAUCGUAUUAGAGGUCAAUUAAGAAAACAAUAUGGUAAAAAGCAAUUUAUAAAUAAAGUUACAGAUGCAAAGUUAAUCAACGAUAGCAGAUAUUUAGUUAUUGCAUUAUUAAAAGCAGAAAGAGCAUGGAGUUAUGCCAACGAUUUAAAAGCAGCAUUUGAAAAAAAAGGAGAUUCUCGUAUUGCUUUCCACAUGUCAAGACGUUUUUCAAAAGCUGCAAGUAACGCUGACCAACUUUUAAUGAUUUGCAAAGAAGUUGCUGACCAAUAUACAAUCGUUGAAGCAGAGGCAUAUGCUGCAUGGAUGAAUUCAUCAAACUCAAUCGUUAAAAAAUAUUAUCAAAAUGCAUUAGAUGAAAUUUCAGCCUCCAAACAAAUCUAUGUAGAAUUAGCAAAGAGUGGUGAUCAUGCACAAAAAGACCUCUAUGAGAAAAGAAUCGAGGAGAGUGAACCAAUUAUUCGUUUCUGUCUUUACAAUCUUAAAUCAAAACAAGAACCAGAACCAUCCGAAGAAAUUGAGGAAUUAUUAAAUCAAUUAAAAUCAUCAGAUUCAAACAAUACCUCUUCAGACCAAGAGCUUCCAAUGCAACUCAUCACAUGGAAAUCCAAAACCAUUAAAACCGAUGAAAAACUUCGUGAAAAACUUGUUAUCUAUUCAGAUUACCUCAAAGCUAACCAAUCAAAAUUACCACAAACCCAAUCUGAUAUUCAAACAUUGGAUUUAACUAAAAAUAUUUCACAAAUCUUUGAAGUUUAUGAUAAAUUAGUUUAUCAUUUAAUCAAUUGUGAAAAUAUUAUUAAAAAUGAAUUAUCAGCAUUAAUUAGAACUAAUUUAAAAAAUAAAACUGUUAAAAGUGAAAUUGAAGAAUCAUCACAAAAAAUAUUAUUAUCAUUUGUAUUAUACCACAAAUGUAAAUAUUUAUAUGAAAGAAAUACUAUAUUAAUUAGAAUGAUGCAAGGUGUAUUGGAAGGUGAAAAGGUCGAUGAAUCAGCCAUUAAGAAAAAAGCAAACAAGGUUACCUAUAAUGAUUUAGUUCGUUUAUCAACUCAUCAAGUUAAAGUAUUUACAAUUUUAAAUGAUAGCAAAGAUGACCCAACUGCUGCCCAAAAGGAUGUUGCUAGAGAUAAUGACGCUCAAUUAAUUCUCUUAAAAUCCCAAAGAUUAUUUUUCAUUGGUAUCUGCUUAUCAAAUAGUCACAAAUACUCUGAAACCAUGUCAUUAUUCGAUCGUGUUCUUACUAAUCUUGCAAAUGUAAAGAAAACCAACACUAGAAAUCAAUUAAUCCUUUCAGAAACUUCAAAAUUAGAGGAAUCAAUAAACCAACAACGUUCACAAAUCCAUGCAAAUUCCUUCAUUCAACAAUUAUCCACCAACCAAGAUUUAAAAAAUCAAAUGUCUUCAAUGUCAUUGACCUCAGGUACCACUGGUCCAACCAAAUCUUUAAUUAAUAACCUCGAUUCAUUCGAAACAUCAUUCCUUCAAGAGAAGAAUUUAGUCGACCUUCCACCACAACUCGAACCAGUCCCAGUUAAACCAUUAUUCUUUGAUUUAGCUUUUAAUAAUGUUUCAUUCCCAACUUUAGAUAUUGGUAAAUCCACUCCAAAGAAAUCAUCAUCAACCUCAACACCAUCAACACCAAAUACCCAAGAUAAAUCAACUCCAUCUAAAGGUCUUUUCAGUAGUUUCUGGGGUAGAUAAAUCAAUUUUUUUAUUAUAUAAACUGUGGGAAAAAAAAAAAAAAAAAAAAAAAAUGAUAACAAAAAGCUCACACAAAAAAUAAUUUUUUUAGGUAUCAUUUUUUAAAUAAUAAUAAUAAUUCAUAACUGUAAGUUUUGACUACAGUAUAAAUAUUUGUCAUCACUUUAUUUUAAAGUUAAAUAAAAAUAUGUUUAAAAAUUAU
This is a messenger RNA of Dictyostelium purpureum, 2056 nucleotides long. RefSeq lists its product as uncharacterized. Gene Ontology annotation, biological process: SRP-dependent cotranslational protein targeting to membrane. Bases 1 to 1854 code for a protein of 617 amino acids. The record is from RefSeq and is a predicted model, not a curated record. NCBI's taxonomy places the organism in Eukaryota, Evosea, Eumycetozoa, Dictyosteliales, Dictyosteliaceae. The transcript has 3 exons. Gene Ontology annotation, cellular component: signal recognition particle, endoplasmic reticulum targeting. Gene Ontology annotation, molecular function: 7S RNA binding; endoplasmic reticulum signal sequence receptor activity; signal recognition particle binding.